AAGAUGAAGAAACAGCCUGCGCUAUUGCGACACGUCUACUGGAAAGUGGUGCGAGCUGCACGGCGACCGACAGUUCCCUCAAGACCGUGUUUCAUCAGGCAGUCAUAGCUGGGGCAGUAUCUCUAGUCAGGACAUUCCUUCAAGUUGACCCAAAUGCUCGUACAGCUGUGGAUUUCCUCCCGCAGAUUGGCUCUCAAAUGACUAUCAGUCCCCUUGUCAGCGCAAUCAGCUCUAAUAACCGCGCUAUGACCGCAUUGCUGCUUUCUUCCGGAGCGAAAGCGGAUAUCACAGAAGAGAUGUUUGACAAAGCUUGGGACGCACGCUAUAGAGCCAACCCUUCAUACACGUACAUUCCACAAAAACAACCAAAUCAAUGGCUUCAAGAGACACUCUUCCCAAUCGAAGCCGCCUUGGCUCAACGAAAUGACCUCGUCUUUCCUUUGGUAAAACUGGGUGUAGAUCUCAAUCGAGGUUUAAGUCCCACCAAGCUAACCAUCCUGGAUCGGAUCCGUGCCUGUAUCCAAUAUGCCAAAAACGAGUUGGAUGCAUUAGAUAAAGCUGAACUGAAGGUAACUGGGCUUGGUCAACCAGAUGUUCUGCCGCAUACAACCUGGGUCACCUCCACCACGACUUUCAUUGAAUGGCUCACUGUCCAGUAUAAGCAUGAUAUCCCCAAAGCUCUCGAAACCUUCAAAUCUAAAGCAAUACCCGAACCUGCAGAGGACAAGGUCAAAAGUGUGCAAAGUUUCUUGACGGAAGCCAUAUACACUACCGCGUCCAAACAAUUGAAAUGGUACACUGACAUCGAGUCUCUGAUCGUAAAAAAUGGGGGGAAAUCGGUUCGUGAUUUACAUCCGACCGUAACGGAAACCGAGGUAGAAAAUUGGAGUUUUGCGCACGCUUCACGGAUCUAUAACUCUCCGAGAUCCUUCGGGAUGAUUGCAUCACCUUUACCAGAAUCUUCCCUGGUUCCUGUCGAAUACAAGAUCUAUCGCUCGAUCUAUCAGUCCGAGACUGUAUCAUCACAUCUUCAAGAGAACUAUGCACGGUUGUUUGAAGCUUGCUGGAUGGGAGACAAUCAGACAAUAGAAAAACUUUGCUUGCCCCCGAAAGGUGGAAAACGUGACAAGCAUGCCACCUACUUGCAGAUAGUUGCGGAUAUAAUACCUGACGCAAGGCUUCAGCAGGUCUACAACAGUACUGGAUACUCUCCACCAUUGGGUGUCGCCGUAAUGGCACGAAAAUGGGAUACUGCUAAGGUCAUUAUCUCUAUUGCAUUGGCACAGUACGAGAAACCAGACGAGCCCCGCGAGAACUUCAAGCCCUUUGACUCAGAUGGGUCAGAUGAGGAGUAUGAUUCCGAUAUGUCAGAAGAUGGUUAUCCGGAAGUAACUAAACCCAUUUUGAUGGAUCUCGCCAAUCGGAUGUCGACCAUCAAAACCAAUAUUGGGCCAGAAAAAUUCUUCUCUUCUGCAGUGGUUUCCCCCGGAAAUUCGCUGGAGACAGGGACUCUCUUCUCCCAGAUAUUAAAGCGCGGAAACCUAAAUGAUCUUGAGCAACUAUUGGAAGUGGGAGCCCUCUGUGAACCUCCACAGACUUUGCAGUCGACCAAUCUCACCAACGUUCUCCAAUAUGAUAACCCAGAAUUACUUUGCUUUAUUAUCAGCAAAUUUGGAUACGGCAUUCAAUCUGACCAGCAGGAGGAUGAAGAUCAGUUCGGUGAUUCUGAGGCUGUCGAAAGGGCAACAGGAC
Molecule: messenger RNA, 1752 nt
Organism: Acaulospora colombiana
Lineage: Eukaryota; Fungi; Glomeromycota; Glomeromycetes; Diversisporales; Acaulosporaceae
Source: the annotation of a GenBank genome assembly